AUACCGUGCCAGGCUUACAAAUGGCGGAUCUCCUGCAGCCUGGUGUCACGGACUGUUUUGUGAAAGUUUAUAGUGAUUUCUAGGUGGAGAUGGCGGAGUGCCCAGACAUUGCAGGCUGUGAGGAGGGAGGUCAGCGUCUCGUAUUACAGGCCCUCAGCUCGGGGCCACAGGGUACCCUAGCUGCCCUCAGGGCCAUGCAGAGAGUCCCUGGACCAUUCCCAUGGAAAAGCAUGACAGACAGGCUGUGUAUGGAGGUGCCCACUCUUGGACCAAAUGGGGAUCUGAUUAUGAAACCAUCACUGCUUCUCCUUCCAAAACAGUCUCAAAGGAAUCUCUUUAGCUUUUUGAAUGUUGCAGCUCACCUGGUCCCAUCCUCAUGCCUUCGUUCUUUGGCUGAGGCCGUUCUUUUAAACGAAAAUUCUUCAGAUGAAUGGCUACAAUAUCUCAGCAGAUGCCUUCUUAGAGACACAGAAAUGCAGAUUUCUACUUCUAGUCCACAGGUGGCAGAAAAAAUGCAGUUCCUUUGCAAAGGAUUAUGUCAGAAUAGAGAUCGGUACUCAAAACUUGGAUGGUUCAAACAAAACUUUACAUCUAGUCGUCACAAGAGAAAAGUGCAUUGUAUCGAAGAUUCAUUCCUGGACGGAGAUGACAGGCCCCAUAACAAGAAGGUCUGCACAGAGGAGCUGUGUGUAACUUUGUCAAACCCCUACAUUUCACAGGAUGAACAGAAAGUAGUCACGGAAGAACCUGAGAUGGAAAGACAGGAGCUGCCUGAAUAUGUGAAGGCUCGAAUACCAAAACUAAAGGAAAUUCUACAUGGAGAUUUGGACACUGAGUCAUCGAAUGAUUCAAUCCAAGCAGAUCUGAAGGACCUUUGUGAGUCAUGCAGUCCAGAACAGCUGCAAAGCAUCUUCUCCCAGUUGAGCAUCUCACAGAUCUCUCCACAAUCUCUCCUCAAGCUCUGUUGCAUUCUGCAUUCUAUCACUCCAGACCUCAGUUAUGCACACUCAUCUGCAUUGGCCAGAAGUCUUUUCCUGGAACAGGCUCUCUCUCUUACUGCUCCUGCUCCUAGACCCAUCCUUGCUGCACUCUCAAUGUUCUGUAUGAAGUAUGCUCAAGCAGCAUGCUGCAUACUUAUUGGCCCACUAGUCUUACAGGCUGACACAGGCUCGGUGCAUACAGAUUUUCUGGGUAGAAUGGUUUCUGAGUGCCUUCCGCUAGAACAUUUGCCUCAAUGUUUUGGCCCUGUUUUAAAAAUGCCAUUUUGUGAAGGUUCUGUCAAUGUCUUGCACAUGCUACUGGAAAAACAGGUGACUAUUUCUCGUUCAGACUUCGAACUCCUUCUUCUCUCAAUGUGCAAUGCUGCAGAAAUGUUCUCCAAAUCUGUUAUGUUCUCGAAACUACUUCUGAAUAUCAUGAACCGAAAUCAGAGCAUGAUUCUGCCUUCACACAUUGGACUUUUAGCUAAUGCAGUUAAUGCCAACCAAACAUUCAUGAAGAAGUCACUUGAAGUGGUUCUGAAAAAGCUGCGAGAAGCAACAUAAUUUUCUUCAAAAUAAUGUUCCAUGACAUUACUGCAAAAUAAGUGUUAGAUAUUGAAUUGUUUCUGCUGCUACAUGUAUUUUUUUUUGU
Messenger RNA from Pelobates fuscus (common spadefoot toad), 1632 nucleotides. RefSeq names its product FA complementation group E (gene FANCE). The record is from RefSeq and is a predicted model, not a curated record. Gene Ontology annotation, cellular component: Fanconi anaemia nuclear complex. Gene Ontology annotation, biological process: interstrand cross-link repair. NCBI's taxonomy places the organism in Eukaryota, Metazoa, Chordata, Amphibia, Anura, Pelobatidae. The coding region runs from base 90 to 1544 and encodes 484 amino acids. The transcript has 11 exons.